This is a messenger RNA of Pedinophyceae sp. YPF-701, 1425 nucleotides long. The record is from the annotation of a GenBank genome assembly. Lineage: Eukaryota; Viridiplantae; Chlorophyta; Pedinophyceae.
AUGGGGGACCCGAUGGAGAUCUAUGGCACGCACAAGGCCACCUUCAACAUGGAGAAGGUUCUGUUUCAGAACGUGCUCUCUUCGUUGUAUUACCAGGAGCUGGUAAAGAGGGGCUUGGACUACGAGAGCCUGGUCUACGAGGUGUACGACGCGGUGACGGACUGCGAGCCUUGGAUGAGCGGGAACGCAAGAGGGCCGUCGACGUGCUUCUGUAUUAUGGUCAGGCUGUUCGAGCUCGAAGUCAGCGAGAAGGACAUUCAGGCGAUGUUGGACACGACGGAUUGCCCGUACGUGCGCGCCAUCGGCUUCCUUUUCAUCCGCUUCGGAGCCGACCCGCGAAAGUUCCCGGACUGGUUCUACCCGUACCUGGAGGACCCGGAGAAGUUCAAGCCGUCGCCGUUCGGCGAGGAGGUCACCAUCGGCGAGUUUGUGCGCGACAUCCUUCUGAAAAUGGAGUACUUCGAAACGCUUUUCCCGCGCUGCCCGGAAGGCAUCCGCCGCAAGAUCAUGGAGAAGUGCCGAGAACUCGGGCUGCCGGAUCAGCCCAAGGGGAACGGCGGCACGGGCGGGGGCGACCGUCGCGGGCAUGAGUCAGGCUCGCGCCCGGCGUCCGUCAAGGCGUCCCUGUCGGUUGCGUUCGGCCAGCGCGCGCCGAACCGCCGCGGCAACCGCGAGAAUGCCGUGGCGCGCGCGGGCGACGCUCGUAGGGGCGGCCCGGGGCCCACGUCGGGCGGGCCAGACAGGGCGGCCGGCUGGGGGGGCGAUGGCGAAGCCCCCCGGGCGCAGCGUGGGCGCUCGCCGGACGGCCGAGGGGCGCAGCGAGGCUACGGGCAGCGCACGUACGAGCGUGGCGGGUACGAGCAGGACAGGGAGAGGGAUCGGGGUUUCCAGAGGGGGGGGGACAGAGACGGGUAUGACCGGGGGCGUGACAGGGGGUACGAUCGGAGCAGGGACUACAGGGGGGGCGAGCGGGACGUGGAGCAUCGCGGGCACAGCCGGGACAGGGACAGGGGGGGGUAUAGCAGGGACAGACGUGACAGCAGGGACCGGGGGGACUAUAGGGGGUACAAUCGGGACGGGUACCACGGCAGGGACGCCGGGCACGAGCGCGGGAGGGACCGGGGGCGCGAGUGGGACAGGCGGGACGGGCCACGGCGCAGUCCUGCUCGUUACGAGGGCCGUCGCAGGUCGCGGUCGCGAUCCCCGCGGAGGGGGGGGAGUGCCGGGGGGCGGUCCGCAGCGGACGUGUUUGGGCGGCCGCCCGCCGAGCUGUUGGGUGCUGGCGCGGCGGGGGCGAGCAGCGCGGCGCUGGGCAAGUACGGCGACGCAGGCCGCAGCACCAGCUUGCAGCCGGGGAGGCUAGGGUCGGGCAACGUCGCAGCAAGCAACACCGAGUCGUUCCGCAUCGGCGGUGGUCGGCGCUGA